Messenger RNA from Mastomys coucha (southern multimammate mouse), 899 nucleotides. It is a transcript of the gene Phf5a, whose product is annotated as PHD finger protein 5A. Bases 74 to 406 code for a protein of 110 amino acids. Gene Ontology annotation, cellular component: U12-type spliceosomal complex; catalytic step 2 spliceosome; U2 snRNP. Gene Ontology annotation, biological process: mRNA splicing, via spliceosome. The transcript has 4 exons. Lineage: Eukaryota; Metazoa; Chordata; Mammalia; Rodentia; Muridae. The record is from RefSeq and is a predicted model, not a curated record.
AAGUGGGAACGGUGGAGGUUAAAGGUCGGGCGGGAGUUCUCUAAGCUUCCGGCCGCCGGCUUGGAAACGAAUUAUGGCUAAGCAUCAUCCCGAUUUGAUUUUUUGCCGCAAGCAGGCUGGUGUUGCUAUCGGAAGACUGUGUGAAAAAUGUGAUGGCAAAUGUGUGAUCUGCGACUCGUAUGUGCGUCCCUGCACCCUGGUUCGAAUAUGUGAUGAGUGCAACUACGGAUCUUACCAAGGCCGGUGUGUGAUCUGUGGAGGUCCCGGAGUCUCCGAUGCCUACUAUUGUAAAGAGUGCACCAUUCAGGAGAAGGAUAGAGACGGUUGCCCAAAGAUUGUCAAUUUGGGGAGCUCUAAGACAGACCUGUUCUAUGAACGCAAAAAAUACGGCUUCAAGAAGAGGUGAUGGGUGGGUGGCUCCUUCCUCCCCCAUCAAGUUGCUGCAGCUGCCAGAAUAGACGCCUACUACCACCAGCAGAAAGCAUCCGCAGAAAGGGACAGAGCUGAGUGUCACCAGAGCGGCCUGCUAGUGCUAGUGUCCUGCCCCCUGCCACUAGCGAGUACCCAUAGAGCACUCUAGCAGACUGGAGGAGAUGUUGCUCAUUCAGUUCCUAGUCCCUUUUUGUUUUUAGUUGGAAAAGCAAGGCUCUGUUCUCCACAUUGAUCCUUUCAACUCAAAAACUUCAAAACAAGUCGGUGUGUGUCCUUGAUGAUGAAGCUGUCACAGCAGAAGUGUGGUCUUGCAGCAGCUAUGAUGGGGUUGUCCUGUGACACUCAGUGUGGUCAGGUGUGACAAGAACAAGACUUGACAAUUUGUAGGUGAUGCUGGGUUCAUGUUAUUUUCCUUGUAAAUUGGAAGUUUCAGUUAAGCUAAUAAAGUUGGCUGCCUUUCCUAUUAA